Gadus macrocephalus (Pacific cod) is the source of this 811-nucleotide messenger RNA. RefSeq names its product gamma-crystallin N-B-like. Gene Ontology annotation, biological process: visual perception; lens development in camera-type eye. NCBI's taxonomy places the organism in Eukaryota, Metazoa, Chordata, Actinopteri, Gadiformes, Gadidae. The record is from RefSeq and is a predicted model, not a curated record. The transcript is spliced from 4 exons. Gene Ontology annotation, molecular function: structural constituent of eye lens. Bases 130 to 681 code for a protein of 183 amino acids.
CAUUGUUGAACCUUUUGUGCGAUGGGACUCGCGAUAUCUGCGCACACUCUAUUGACCUGUAUAUAUCAGGCGGUCCAAAUGAGUCCACUUGUAAACUCUGGGUCAAGUUUGGAAUAACACCUAGUCAAAAUGUCGCAGUACUCUGGAAAGGUGGUGUUCUACGAGGGGAAAUGUUUCACCGGGAGACAGCUGGACGUCUUUGGCGACUGUGACAACUUCCAGGACCGCGGCUUCAUGAACAGGGUGAACUCCAUCCGUGUGGAGAGCGGCGCCUUCGUGUGCUACGACCACCCCGACUUCAAGGGCCAGCAGUACAUCCUGGAGCGCGGCGAGUACCCCGAGUUCCAGCGCUGGAACGCCCACAACGACCACCUGGGCUCCUGCAGGCCCAUCCGCAUGCACGGAGAGCACUAUAGGAUCGAGCUGUUUGAGGAGCCCAACUUUGCUGGCCAAUUCGUGGAGCUGUGCCAGGACUGCCCCUUCCUGCAGGGUCAGGGCAUGGUCAAGAACUGCGUCAACUCCCUCAAGGCCUACGGAGACGGAGCCUGGGUGCUGUACGAAGAGCCCAACUUCCGCGGCCGCAUGUACGUGGUGGAGAGAGGAGACUACUGCAGCCACAUGCAGUGGCAGGCCCAGAACCCCAACAUCAAGUCCAUCCGCAGGGUGGCCAACAACUUCUAAACCCUCAAACCACUAUAGGAGCGGUGAUGACCCCGGGGAAUGCAUAGCCCCACGGGUACCCUCUGCCAGCAUAAUUAGACCAUACAAUACUGUUGUAUAUACUUUGAUAUAAUAAACGAUGUAAAAGAGA